This is a messenger RNA of Funneliformis geosporum, 682 nucleotides long. NCBI's taxonomy places the organism in Eukaryota, Fungi, Glomeromycota, Glomeromycetes, Glomerales, Glomeraceae. The record is from the annotation of a GenBank genome assembly.
AUGGCUAGUGAACCUUCGAGCGCCACUAUAGCCAGUGAACCUUCGACCAGCACUUCUGAAAUUCAAACAGAUACUUCUGAGCCUUCCCAACUCGAAGUACUUGCAUUAAAUUAUCUUCGAAAUCAAGAGAUUUCAACUAUCCCCACCAGAAUUCCGAAACUCAAUCCUUGCAGUAUUUGCCAAAGAGUAAUCCUAAAAUUCCGAUUUCAAUCGUUUGUUGUGUUGGAUUGCGAACACCUUUUCCACCGCCAAUGUCUUGAGAAGUAUAUUAUGCAAGCAGAAACCGAACCACCUCUUACAUGCCCUUCAUGUAAUGUAAUCAUUGAGCUGACUAGAGAAGAGGCAGUACUCGCCUCUGGAAAAUAUCAUCUUCAGAAAAAACAAACUGGCACUGGACAGGGUAAUGAGGAGCUCAUGUCUUCGCUAGGAUUGGUAGAAGGUGGCUCUCGUGCUGGACAAGAGAGUCAAUCGAAGCAAGUAAGCAGUGCAAAUUCAUGCAUAACGCCUCUGGAUAUUCUCGCGUAUAUUUAUGCAAUAACAGUUUUCACUCUCAUCUUUUAUAUCUCCAGAACUCCGGAGAAUCAAGCUAAUUCUAAUGAUGAAAUCCGCGCCACUAAUACACAGGAUAACUUGGAGAAUCAAUCUAAUGCAAAUAGCGGGGAUGACACCAACGUGCAAGAAA